Pygoscelis adeliae (Adelie penguin) is the source of this 1407-nucleotide messenger RNA. RefSeq names its product POC1 centriolar protein A (gene POC1A). Gene Ontology annotation, molecular function: protein binding. Gene Ontology annotation, cellular component: ciliary basal body; centriole. The record is from RefSeq and is a predicted model, not a curated record. Gene Ontology annotation, biological process: cilium assembly. The coding region runs from base 1 to 1227 and encodes 408 amino acids. The transcript has 11 exons. Lineage: Eukaryota; Metazoa; Chordata; Aves; Sphenisciformes; Spheniscidae.
AUGGAAAACGCCGUCUCGGCAGCGGAAGAUCCGUCCCUGGAGAAACACUUCAAAGGCCACAGAGAUGCUGUCACUAGCGUGGACUUCAGUCUCAAUAAGAAACAAUUGGCAAGUGGCUCGAUGGAUUCGUGCCUGAUGAUCUGGAGUAUGAGACCUCAGAUGAGAGCCUAUCGCUUUGUGGGCCACAAAGAUGCAGUGAUGUGUGUUCAGUUUUCACCUUCUGGUCACCUGGUGGCUUCAGGCUCUAGAGACAAAACAGUCCGUUUAUGGAUUCCUAGUGUCAAAGGAGAAUCUACUGUCUUCAAGGCUCAUACGGCAACUGUAAGAAGUGUUCAUUUCUCCAGUGAUGGCCAGUCCUUAGUUACAGCUUCUGAUGACAAAACGGUCAAAGUGUGGACGGUUCACAGGCAGAAGUUCCUGUUCUCACUUAGUCAACACAUAAACUGGGUUCGCUGUGCCAGAUUCUCUCCUGAUGGACGAUUAAUAGUGUCAGCCAGUGAUGAUAAAACUGUCAAACUGUGGGAUAAAACCAGCAGAGAAUGUAUACACUCCUUCUGUGAGCAUGGGGGGUUUGUGAAUCAUGUGGAUUUUCAUCCCAGUGGUACAUGCAUUGCUGCGGCUGGUACAGAUAACACAGUGAAAGUAUGGGACGUUAGGAUGAAUAGACUUCUUCAACAUUAUCAAGUGCACAGUGCUGUGGUAAACAGUCUUUCCUUUCACCCCUCUGGAAACUAUCUGGUUACUGCUUCCAAUGAUUCAACUCUUAAAAUACUGGACUUGCUAGAAGGAAGACUUCUGUAUACCCUUCAUGGUCACCAGGGACCAGCCACCUGUGUAGCCUUUUCAAGAACUGGAGACUUUUUUGCCUCUGGAGGUUCUGAUGAACAGGUGAUGGUGUGGAAGACUAACUUUGAUGCAGCAGAUUAUGGCGAUGUACUGAAAACGCAGAAGUCUGGCACUAGUGUGGAUGGGACUCAUCACACUCUGCAAUCAGAAAUGGAUUGUGGUGUUCAUCUUAAGAAAACAAAACCUCAGGAUUCUGGUAGAAACCAUGCACAGCAAGAUGAGGAGACCAGUCUCGCAAAUACCUUGGAGCAUAUUAUGGAACAGCUGGAUGUUCUGACUCAGACGGUUUCCAUCCUGGAGCAGAGGCUGACACUCACUGAAGACAAGCUGAAGGAAUGUCUUGAGAAUCAGCAGAAAAUCAUUCAGAACAAAACAAGCUGAUUUCCUGAGAGAAGAUGGGAGCUGAAGGCAUUGGGAGGUUUGAGGUUGUUUGUGUUCCUAACAGACUGUGUGUGACUUGCUUUAAUGAUUUUGAGCACAAUCUAUUUUUCAAUUGGAAUGUACAGUUAUUGUAUCUGUAAAAAAGCUUUGUUACUUUACUAAAAUAAAAGGAAUAUUUUA